Molecule: messenger RNA, 1571 nt
Organism: Larimichthys crocea (large yellow croaker)
Lineage: Eukaryota; Metazoa; Chordata; Actinopteri; Sciaenidae
Exons: 6
Coding region: 29-1330 (433 amino acids)
Biological process (GO): spermatogenesis; regulation of DNA-templated transcription
Cellular component (GO): nucleus
Molecular function (GO): protein dimerization activity; RNA polymerase II cis-regulatory region sequence-specific DNA binding; DNA-binding transcription factor activity, RNA polymerase II-specific
Source: RefSeq, a predicted model, not a curated record
UGGACACAGAGUCACACAGGUGUGGGUGAUGUGUGUAAUUAAUUGGUUUCCCUCCAAGCUCGUGGAUAAGCGUGAUGAACGACUGAGCGACGCAUUCAACACGAGGACUAAUAAACAUCACUUAAGUAUGAGCAGAAGACCACCUAAUAGGUCCAAGGAUGAACCUAGUAGAGGGAAGUGUUCGGAAAAGAAACGUGAGCUUCAGGCUUCUCUUCAUUCUCGCAAGGAACGGAAACGGAGGCUUCAAAUUAAAACAUCUUGUCAACACUUGAGCGACCUUUUGCCCUUUGUCAAGGGCCAGUUAGACACAGCAACCACACUAGAGCUCACUGCGAGGUACAUGAGCUACCUGAAGGAGACUCUGCCUCCACAUAUUCUGUCUAAAGUUAAUAAAGCAGUCGAGGAGAAUGCGAGUUGUUCAAGGAAAAACGUACAGAGACCACAGAAGAAACGAAGAACAAUCAGGUUAAAGAGGAAUACCUCACAGAGACCAAAGCUAGCUCCUAAGAAGUCAACUGAGGAUCAUGCCUCAAGAAGAUGCACUCAGCAGAAGAUCUGUGAACAAGUAAAUCAGCCAGCUUUGACAAUAAGCUACCCUCUGACGAUGGAUCAAAUGCUUCCUGCAGCUGAUGACCUGACCACAAUGCAUGCCCGGCCAAUACUGUUGGAUAAAUCAGCUGUUCCUCGGGGACAAAUGCUGCCAGUGUGCCAGAAUCAAUUCGCCUCUUUUCAGUCAGUGGAAAAUAACUGGAUGAACCCAGCCUCUGCACUUAUGAACCCCGUGCCAUGUGCUUUCACGUCGGCAAUGAUUAGCCACACUUUUUUACCACAGAUAGACCUGCACCCAUCUUCAAGCCAUGUGUCAUGGGAUGUCACUCCCGGCCUCGUGGAUCCUGUUGCUUUCCCAUCAGUGAAUCUUGGCCAGGCCUACAGCCCACCUGAACAGACUACAGAAACAAACACCAUCAUACCCGCAGAACAACAAAGUCAGAUUGAUUCACCUCUCGUUGGCCUGACUGAAUGUCAUUUCAGCUCAGCAGAAGAUUUUACAAGUCAACCACUCGUCCUCUCACCUGUGUUUCAAAAUGUAACCUCGAGCUCUGAGGACUUGACACCAGAGGAUGGAAAUCAGCCAGUGACAGAUGCUGUGUGCGGUUCAAGGCUCCUCCAGGAGAACGACCUCUGUAGUAGUAGCCCUUUGACAGACAGUUCACAGGAUGUGGUCAAUCCGUUUUGGCUGGAUUUGCUGUUAGAUACAAACGGUAACUUGUGCUUCCCUGAUGCUAAUCUCGUAAACAUUGUUCUUUCACCUUACUCAGGGUCCAACUAACUAAAUGGCUGGUGAUGUUAUUGAUAAUAUGUGUAAUAUAUACAGCAUAUUUUCAGUUUUGAUCCAUUUAUCCAAUAUUAGAUAAAUAGAGGUUGAUGUUUAUUUUAUGUUAGUCAUAUACAGCCUAUGUCUAGACGUCCGUGUGCAGCAUUGUAUACAGACUUAAUACAUUUUCAACUGAGUAAAAGUGCUUGCAGUUUCUUUCUAUUGUUUUGUUGUUAAAGAUGGCAUUUGUUAUUUU